GCAAGCCCACAUCUCCUGCAUACAACAGCCGAUUUGUUGUUGAUCAAGUGUGAAAGUAAGGACUUCGUAUUUGGGAGAAAGGGGAGGAAAGUUGAGAGUUGAUAGACUCGCAUGACGUCGCCGUCCAAAAGGGGGGCUGCCAGGCGUACUUGAGGCUCACUGCAACGAGGCUUGUUAAAAACGGGAAAAAUAGAGAAAUUGAGAAUGAGAAGGCUUGUUAGUUAACGUGAGAGAAGGGAGGGGGUGAGGAAGAGAGAGAGAAAGAGAGGGAAAGGGAGAGAGAGAGAUAGAGAGAGAGAGGGAGAGCGUGUGUGUGCAUGGGUUUGGACAGGGGUUGUGGUUACCCAGCAUAAGCUUGCCUUUCCCUUCUGUGACUACACCCCGAGAGGAGGAGCGUGCUGCGCAGCGUAGUAGGCGUCAGGAUCCUCAAUUUCCAACUUAGCAUCUUGGCAGGACGUUUUCCCAAGCAAAGCCCCCCGUCCGACGGGAAAAAAAAUAAAACUUCUGCACAGGCAUGAGAGCGACGGUGCAACUCAGAUAAAGGAGCAGCAGACUGUGAACUCUUCCGACGGACAGAGGCUGGCUGGGUGGCUGGCUGGCAGCGACCAAAAAUAAUCCGCUUCUUUUUUUUUUUAUUUCGGCAGUUCACUUUUUGAUUUCUGCCUUGUCAUUUGCAAGAAGAGGACUGACAUCGGGGUCUGCAUACACGUAGCUCAUAUGCGCUCCGGCAGCAGCGCAUGAGAAGACACACACAAAAAAAGCGGGGGAAAGUGCGCAAGUUUAAGUGGCUUCACACUCUCGGGGCUCCAGCAUGGCGUAUCCUCAGGGCUACUUGUACCAGCCGUCCGCCUCUUUAGCCCUGUACUCUUGCCCCGCGUACAGCACCAGCGUCAUAUCGGGACCCAGAACCGAGGAGCUUGGGAGGUCCUCUUCGGGAUCCGCGUUUGCGCCCUAUGCCGGAUCUACCGCGUUCACCAGCGCCUCUCCGGGCUACAACUCCCACUUACCUUACAGCGCGGACGCGGCUGCGGCUGCCACUUUCACCUCAUACGUGAGUUCUCCCUACGAUCACACAACGGGAAUGGCUGGUUCUAUUGGAUACCACCCUUAUGCGGCGCCCCUGGGCACCUACCCUUACGGUGACCCCGCAUACCGCAAGAACGCAACGCGGGACGCCACCGCCACCCUGAAGGCUUGGCUCAACGAGCACCGAAAGAACCCAUAUCCAACUAAAGGGGAGAAGAUCAUGCUGGCCAUCAUCACCAAAAUGACCCUCACACAGGUGUCCACCUGGUUCGCUAACGCCAGGAGGAGGCUAAAGAAGGAGAACAAGAUGACCUGGACCCCUCGAAACCGGAGCGAGGACGAGGAGGAGGACGAGAACAUCGACUUGGAGAAAAAUGACGACGACGAGCCAAACAAGCCUCUUGACAAGGGGGACUCCACAGACACGGAGGCAGAUCACAAACUACUGAACCCAGGGGACAUUGGCUGUGACAGAUUUAAAGAAGAGAGCCAUGGUAAAGAGACGGAUCCCCUCCUGAGCGACUCGGAGUUAAAAGAGCAGGAGGAGCGGACUACGGAGCUGCUGCCGGAUUCCGCCAAGCCGACCACCUCGUCUCCACCAGCGGUGCCCCGAGGGAACCAGGCCGGCGCGACGCAAGACAAACCGUCCGAUUUGAGCCACCCGCAGAAUACGGUGACCAGCAACGUGACCUCUGUUAUUCACUCGCCCCCUUCAGCCCCUAAACCCAAACUUUGGUCUUUGGCGGAGAUCGCUACGUCUUCAGACAGGUGUAAGGGAAGCGGUGAGACGCAGCAGGCGUGCCCCGGCUUGGGUCAGAGCGCAGUGCUGGGCACCAACGCCUCUCCGUCUCGGUCCUCCCCCCAGUGCCCGCUCCCCAACAGCACGGUCCUAUCCAGGCCUCUGUACUACACCUCCCCUUUCUAUCCCGGCUACACGAACUAUGGUGGCAGCUUUGGACCCCUUCACAGUAACCACGGCUCGGUGACCACGGGCUCCACGGCACAUUUCAAUGGAUUAAACCAGACUGUGUUAAAUAGAGCAGAGGCCUUGGUAAGGGAGAGCCAGAAAGUCAGAGGCCAAACGCAGGUAGAUCUUUGUAAAGACUCCCCUUAUGAACUGAAGAAAGGUAUGUCAAAUAUUUAAUACCUGAAUAUUUUCCACUUCACCACGGACUUCUAUUUAUUUUAUUUUAUUUUUUUUUUGUGGUUGCAUUAAAAAAAAAGAAAGAAAAAAAAGAAAAAAACAACAAGAAGAACGCUGAAGCAAAUUCUGAGAAUAUGGUUAUUUUCUGAGUAAAUGCUUAUCUUCAAAAGAAUUUUUAGUUUCUGAAUGGUUAAUCCUAAAAAAUAUGUAACAAAAAUGGUCUUAAUUGCUGCAGCCGCCUAUUUGUAUGAAAGACUAACAUGUAUAUUUAAUGUAGCUUUUUGUAUUUAAAAUGGACAACACGCUAUCUUUGAAGUAAAUUAUGGAGAAAAAAACCUACACACUUGUGCAGAGGUUAUUUGGUGGAACGGCUGAUGUUGCUUGGUUUGUUUACUUGCAUUUUGCACGAUGACAGAUUGUUUAAAGAUCAUUAGUCUCACAUCACACAGGCAGUUCUGGGGAGUUUUGUCUUUAUGAUUUUAAUUUUAUUAGGUCAAAUUCUACUCAAUCCUUCAGUUAUUUUCAAUUCCCUUUUUUUUUCUUGUGCGCGUUUCUAAAAGUGGAUGUUGACAUAAUAACAGCAGCAAAGCGCAGCCAUUUAACCCAAUUACCUUUUCGUGUUCUACCCAGAGCAAUCAGGUGCUGAACUCCGGUAAUGAGCAGGAUUUUAUGCCAAAUUUAGACCUCAUUACUAUUUUCUAAGGCGUGGCAAAGCUGUUUAAAAGGGACGCGACCAUGCAUUUAAAACAUACUGGCCCAUUAUAUAUCAUUAAUCGAGUCUCUUUUUUUUCUUUUUUCUUUUUUUAAAUUGCGCGUUGGAUGUGAAACUCUGCAGAACGUUGCCAUGCAGGCAGCAGACACAGAAACAUAUUAUGAGUGUGUGCAAGCCAGCGCUCUCUCUAUAACUCUUCCAACUUCUGCAGGUAGGUGUCACACUUGCUCCUACAAUUUCAGGGAGGGGUGGGGUGUGGGAGUCUGGUAAUCCGUAAUGGAAACCCAUCCGCGAUCGAAUUGCUUGGUAAGAGUUAUUAUAAUAAAAAAUGUGAUAAUAAGAUGUAUAUACAAGUAAGAAGAAGAAGAAAACAAAAACAACUGAAGCCACAACAAUAAUCAGUUAAUAUGACGGGGGAUUAAAACUGGUGUAACUGCAGAGCAACAAAGAGGAAAUCAGACUAAAUUAAUGAUUAAAUUUUAUUUAUUAUUUUUAAGCUUGUUCUUAUUGAAUAUAGAGGUAAAAAAUAAUACAAAUAUUAUUAUGAAACAUUAUGAUUAGAUGUGUUCUAGGCCUCAAAGCCAAAAGGCCUUAUUUUCUUUCUUUUUAAUUUUUUUUUGUUUUUUUUGCUGUCAGUUCUUUUUAUUCGUUUUUUUUAAAUUUAUUACCUCUUUUUAAAGGGCAUUGAAAAGGUAUAAUUAUUAUUAUUGAUGUCGUUAUUGUUGACCUCCACUGCUGUGGGAUGGCAUGCUCUUGUUUAUGGCCGCCAUUAAUCUCUAUAGUUUGCUUUUUCCCCCACUUCUCCGGCGUGAAAUCUCCCCUGAGGUUUCAAUAAUUCCCUUAGCCUUAAUGUCCUCUGUUCGGCUCCUCUAUUUUAAUCUGACAGAGUGUGCAAGAGCAGUGAUUGCGACACAUCAGCCGGCUAAAUAGCGUAAUUAUGUUUUUUUUUUUUUUGUUUU
This is a messenger RNA of Gambusia affinis (western mosquitofish), 3841 nucleotides long. RefSeq names its product iroquois homeobox 5a (gene irx5a). The coding region runs from base 812 to 2170 and encodes 452 amino acids. Gene Ontology annotation, cellular component: nucleus. NCBI's taxonomy places the organism in Eukaryota, Metazoa, Chordata, Actinopteri, Cyprinodontiformes, Poeciliidae. The transcript is spliced from 3 exons. Gene Ontology annotation, molecular function: DNA-binding transcription factor activity, RNA polymerase II-specific; RNA polymerase II cis-regulatory region sequence-specific DNA binding. Gene Ontology annotation, biological process: cell development; neuron differentiation; regulation of transcription by RNA polymerase II. The record is from RefSeq and is a predicted model, not a curated record.